Xyrichtys novacula (pearly razorfish) is the source of this 4138-nucleotide messenger RNA. The record is from the annotation of a GenBank genome assembly. Lineage: Eukaryota; Metazoa; Chordata; Actinopteri; Labriformes; Labridae.
GUCACGUCGCUUCCAACCGGAAGAGUGAAUGUAAACAAACCAGUAGAGUUUAUGAACAUACUUCCCAGCUGUACUAUCACAAAAGAUAGUGCUUUUGUCAUUUUGAACGAUUUGAACUCCUCCGACAGAGUCAGUGGCAUAGGCUACUCAUUUUUAACUGGAGGACCGUCGUGUUUCCACCACGGAAGACUCGUACGGAUAUGCAGUUAGCUAGUAGCUAGCCAGAGUUAGCACUAUAGUCUCAGUACGAUACAAGUUUAUGGUUAUCUAGCAGUAUGCCUCAAGACGGAGAGCAGUCUCUCCCCCUGGUGCGCUCUCUGAACAGUUGUAUACCCAUCAAAGCUGUAUUCUGUAACCGCAGUCCUUGUGUUGUACGACCACUGUGGAUAAACUUCCGUGGGGAACCGCAGGCGUACAAGGAUCUUCAGCCAGGAACAGGACGGGAGAUGAACACCUUUAUUGGUGAGUGAUGUUGGUCAAUGCACAUCAAGUGUUUGGAGUUUGUUGUUCUGCUCUCUGACAAAUUGGGACAUUUCAUAACAAACCUCAAGGCUUUAGUGUUCUGUCGUUCGCGAACGAUUCGUUCAAAAGAACCAAAUCUUUUAAGUGAACGUACUGAACCGAAUCACUUCCUCAAGUGUUUCGUUUGUUUCUCACUUUAGUUGUGCUGUCAGCAGGGCAGAUGCUAUAGCACGCAGUAUUGCCAGGUGAGCAGCCAGCAAAUGCAUUGAACUACACUCUCUGGAAUCAUUUUUGUCUGAAAAAUUAACUUAUUAUUUGUUACUGCUAAAUUGCCACCACAACAACUUUCAUACAAUAGGACACAGCAUGUCAUGAGUACUGCAUAAAACCCGAAGCAUCCUAUCAUUGCAGCGGCUUGUGAGGGAAAGGUGCAUGUUCAGUGUGAAUUCUUCUAAACGUUCAGUGAACGAAUCACUCACUGAGCCCAGUUUACCAAGCAGACCUGAUAAAUAGCAUUCCAUAUGACAGUACAUCUAAAACAUCAUAACUUAUAAGCAAGUUCAUUUUUACAAACCUGUUUGCCAAAGCAACAAAGCCAAACACUCAUGUCUCCCAUCCCAGAAGCUAUAAAUUGAGCUGAAACCUAAACCGUUCAGCUGUGUAUCAGUUCAGGAGGUCGGAGUCACAGGCUCCUCCCACCAAGCACUGAACGAUUCAAUGAUUAGGUAAACGAAUCUUUUGAACGAAUCAUUUUAGUGAACCGAUUCUGGUGAUUCAGUACAUCUAAAAGAACUGCCGUGCCCAUCACUAUAAGGCUUUAACUCAUCAUUGGGUGGCCCUCUUUAACCAUGCGUAAACUGAACCAUUGGCACGUCCCGGUUUACAAGGCUAUACUUGGCCUGCUUCCACCAUACUUGUGUUAUUGUAUUCAUGUUAAAAGUUAUGGAGGCUACAGUCUUCAGACACAAAAUCUACUUUUGCUAUCUGUCCCCAAAGUUCGUCUUGAUAUGGGUAAAAGAAGUUUUAGAUAUGCUGCUCCUGCAGACUGGAAUCUGCUACAAGAAAAAUUGUGUCUUGGAGAGCUGGUCUCUUUAAAUAUUUUUAAAUGUAGACAAAAGGCCAAGGAGGAAGAUGAAGCUGGCUGUAAACGCUUUGACUGAAAAUGUUCUGCUCUGCGACUUCGACUUAGCAGGUUGUUAUGUCUGUAUAUGUCCCUAAUUGUUAUUUAUGUUUGAAACUUUGUAAAUGUACUGCUGCCUGUCUUGGCCAGGACAUUCUUGCAAAUGAGAUUUUUUAAAGUUUCAUUUCAUUUCAAUUUCCCUAAAUCGAAAGCUGUAAACCUCCCACAACCCUCUGCCAUCUUUGGGAUCUGUGUGUAUUAUGUCAAUGUCAAUGUCACGUUUAUUUAUUAUGUGUGUCUCUACAGGUCAUCCAUGGAUGUUCAGAGAUGCAAAGACUGAUGAGCCACUGAGGGUGAACAACAAAGAACUGUAUCUUCCUAAACCAGCAGAGGGUGCGUUUGCCAAUAUCACAUUACCAGGUGAGAAUAAACAAAUAACUCAAAAUUAUAGCCAAUAGUUUAUGCGUAAUUAUAUAACUCAAAACGUACAAGCCAAAGUUCAUUCAUGAUGUACGGUUAGAUUUAUAGUUUACUCCUCAUGAUAAAAGUGUUGUUUUAUUUUACACUUGCCCCUAGAGUUGUGUGGUUGUACAGGUAACUUUGGACUUAUUUUAGUAGGAUUUUGAAGUUCCCUUAUUAUGGCAUUUUUCAUCAAGUUUAAAUUGGUCCCAGAGGUCCCACAAUAGUAAAUUUGAAGUUUGUUGUCCAAAACACCCGUUUAUUUGUGGAUAUCAGCCAGUCUGUAGCCCCCUCUUUUUGAGCUCAGCUUAGAACAGGCUGAUUCUGCACCUGUAAUGAGCUGUGCCUGUGUGAAACCGCGCUCUUCCACCCCAAGACCACUCUGAGCUGCCGGCACUGCAGCGGUGGUCCAGGAGCGGUGGUCUGGAGAUCUUCUGAGGACCUCUUCAGAGGACUUCCAGACCACUGCGGCUGGAUGCACCAGCCUGCCUCUACGCCCCUAACAAACACCAGCUGCUCAUGGUAAUAAAAGUAAAUAGAAGCGAGUCUGAAGACGAAUACCAACAAUGGUAAACACAGGCGAUUGCAGCCAAAGCACUAGGACGGUGGUAAAGCAACGUAAAAUGGUAAAACUUACAGCUUCCAUGUUUGAAGUUGGGUCCCUGACAUGGGACACUCGGUACGGAUCCAGGUUUUAUCUUCAGCUUCAGCCCCUCGUUGGUAAAACAGUCUGUUAUGAAAUGCUUUGCACACAUACAGCAUUUUCAGAGUUGUUGUGGGUACAUUUCUAUCAAAAAUGAAUUUAAUCCACGGGGUCCUCAAAUCUUCCGACGAAGGAGGCAGAAAUAGAGUCGCCCGUUUGCGCUCAUGUUUUCAGAAAGGCGGGGGAAAGCAAGCGAGGGAGAGAAUUACAUUUUUUUAUGUCGCGGGGGGCGGGUUUUGGCUUCAAGGGGAAGCAUAUUAUUGGUAGAAAACCACCCAAAAGUAGAUAUUUCAUAAUAGGGGACCUUUAAGUCACAUAACUUAUCAAGGACAGUAGCAUUUGGCUUACCUCAAGUUUUUUAUAACAAUUGCCUAACACCAGUUUGUUUGGUUCAUACAGUUUACAGCCUGAAGGAUCGUGCCCUUCAGGUAGUUAGGCGCCUGGUACGACCAGAUGACUACAGGAAGUUGGAAAUAGCCCUAAGUCUCCAUGAAGAACUGGAAGAUCAGCCCAGCAUGUCAAAAGAUUUGCAGCGCAUGAAUCAGCGGGUUGUGCAACAUCUGCAGGAGACGAUCCAAAGCCAGGAGGAAUGAGGCAAAUUACUUGGUGGUUUUAACAGUCAUUUAUUGACAGCAAUAGUGAAUUUUGCACCAUUAGAAAGCAAAGGAGUCAGAACUGUAAAAGACUUCAAAAUCUUAGUGUCACUACCAAACGACAUAGACUCUUUGAGGCGGCUUACAUUUGCUGUAAAGGUUGGUUGACCAACUUGUUACAUUCACUCACUGUAGUGAAUGUAACACUCACUUUUUCCUCUUAUUUUCGAGGAUUUCAGCAGUUAUUGUUUAUUGGUCACUGUGAACAUUGUGAAAUUAGCCUUUUACACCUGUUACAUUUUCUACGUAGAACAUGUUUGCCUUUAAUAGAUCAUACAGAUGAAGAGAGAGAUAUGAAAGACAGGAAAUGUAAAGAGAGUGGAGAAUGACAUGCAGCAAAGUGUCACGGCCAGAAAUCAAACCAGCUGCAGUGAGGACUCUGAGCUCAAUAUACUGUGUAGGACAUGCAUCAAGCCCCAAGGCCAACAAGCACCCAGCCAACAUCUUAUUUUAUUCUGACCAAAAGAAACUCUGAAAAGAAUCCCUGUUGAUUGAUUGCACAAGAUGACACUUAAAGAAAUUCAAGUUUUGUUUAUGAUCUGUCUUACAUGUAGAAAAAUAAUAUACUUAUAGUUAAUUAUCCUGCUGUCACGCUAGAUAAAUAUAACUGAUGACUAUUUUUGCAAUUGUUCAGAGAUCAUUUGCAAGUCAGUAUUGCUUCAGGCAUAUGAUAAGGUGAACAUAGGGAUGGUUUAUACAAGUUGUCUCUUCUUGUAAACAUUGAAUAAAUCAAUAACCUUG